Molecule: messenger RNA, 6760 nt
Organism: Spirometra erinaceieuropaei
Lineage: Eukaryota; Metazoa; Platyhelminthes; Cestoda; Diphyllobothriidea; Diphyllobothriidae
Source: the annotation of a GenBank genome assembly
AUGUCCGUUGGCAGGAUAGUAGGCGUAGGAGGACGCGCAACUGCGACUUGCAAGCGCUUUCCCUCACAUACACCCGACGACACCCUGUCCCCCUCCUGUCCGGCCGCUUCAGUCCUUCACUCGAACUAUUCCCUUUUGCUGCAGCUGUUCCUGCUGGGCUCCCUGGUGGUCAGCGCAGGUGCCUCACCCCUGGCCGUCAGCAAUGCCAACGAUGUGACCACCUUUUCACUCCGCAAUGCCUAUGACAAUAACCCGUUGGCAAGACCCACUCGCCUUGAGUCGCCCGACAAAUCCGACGCUCUGGCUCUUGAUCCCCGACGGAUAAUGUGCGGCUACCAGUUGAUCGUCAAUUUAAAACUACAGUGCGGUUCGCGAGGCACGUACUCGCCCUACGACCACGGUGCCCGUAUUCGUCGGAGUCUCCGCAUGGGUGAGUUUCCUGGGAUCCACCCCAAUCCGGGGAUGGAGAGAGGAGAGGAUUUUAGAGAACAGUUUAAUGACUGCAGACCCGAAUCACUUCAGAUAUCAAGAUUCCUAGAUUUUAGCAUUUUUGUAUGUGAUUUUACUCUACUUGAAAGUACUGCACUACCCCUACUUGUCGGUUUAACUGUAAGUGCUAAUGCCAUAGUGGUUAGAAGAUAUCUCAUGAAUUUAACAAUUUCAUCAAUUGCAACCACAAAUUUGGCCGAGAGAAGACGUAAAACUUGCGUAACCCAUUCGAUUUGCGAAUCCGUGGUACGAGGCUUCACGUGACUCAUACAUACUUGGUCGUCUGUUGAAAACUUCUAUUUUAUUCCAACUUACUUAUUCUUAGAGGAUUUGCGAUUCACUUGUGAUCUCCUCUCAAAGCUGAUGAGAACCCCGGAUUUCCUUGCAAACUUUUACUUUUCCGCAACCUUUGACUUCAUCGUCUACGCUAGUUGCUUUCCUGUUCCGUGGGAGAAACGCCGGUGAAAAAGAUGGUUACGAACCCUUGGGGGAUUGCCAGACAACUUCAUGCUCGUUACGCCAUUCUUACGUUUACCAGAGUUCACCUUUAGAGCAAACAACUUGCACACAAUCUUCUAUUAACUGCACAAAACUGGGCUUUAUUUUCUCUCAUGGAUAUAUAGCGUCGUCCGAGACCUCCUACUCUGUUGUACAUUGUCUUCCGCCACUAAAUGCAAGACAGAUCUGCCUCUUAGGUCCGCAGGCAGCAUUAUCGGCAGCCUCCCCCCCCCCCCGGACCGUCAGGUAGUUGGUGGCACGGUGCCAACAUAGGCGCCGGAGCUCACAGAACUGGAAUAUCCAUGGCUGAAGAUGACUAAUAAGUCACAAAAAGACCAUCCUGGCGUUCCUUUCUUUGUCCCAAACACUUGUCAGGAAGAAAUGCUGUUUUGCUUUCUGGCGCAACCCUGCUUAGACGUGAAAGUGGAAUCGUGUCAUAAAAUGUGGUGAAGUUUCCCCAUGAAUAUGCCGAGCCUAGCCGCAUGAUUCAUAUAACCAGCCAGAACUCGACAGCCUACCUUACAUUUCAGUAUUCGCGGUCACAAAGUACUUCGGAAGGCGACUAGAUUGCCUAAAACCUACAGGACAGUCACAGUCGACACUAGCCCAGUGUCAUCAUGCACACAGCCUUGGGGGCCACACAUUCGUCGUAUCGCGUUUCCUACCGCAAUCCUCACCUCAGGAAUCGUUCUUUCACCGCCUUUCUCCUCAAUGCAUGCAUUUAGAUACCCAGAUGUCGAGCUACUGCCUGCAGAUCAGGAGGAUUUUCCCCGAAUGCGUUCCGCCAAGGGACCGUUUUUAAGUUUAACGAGUCGAACGUGGACUCCGGCUUAAGGACAGUCAGGAUGCUGUCACCCACUGCUAAGGUCAUGUUGCUGAAAGAUGAGAAACACCUGCACUUAAGGGUCACAUUUUAUUAGACGUAAACUGAUCCUUCAAAUAGCUGCAAUAAAUCCGCUGAAUGAAUCUAAAUUUAUGCCCGCCUUUAUUCGGACUUGCUGCCUAGUGGAACUUCCUGCUAUUGCAAAGGCAACACUUUCGUCAUCUGUGGGCUGUCGAUUCUGUUGCAAUUCCUGGCCUCGGAAAAGUAAAAACACCUCUCUUGAGGUGAUAUUGAAGUACUUCUCUUGUUUAUCUCUCUCAUUCUCGUGUCUGAAUGCCUCUAUGAAGUCUGGUUAGUACUUUUAGCUCUCUCUCUCGAGUCUUCUUCUGCGACGCUUUUUAUUUGCGUGAAAGAUGCACCCUAGUGGCCGUCCCUUCCUACCCACACUGCUGAGGGACUUGCCUCUGCAGUACUUGACAAAACGCCCGAUAGACAGUCAGUACAAACAGGACACCAAGGAUUACAUGAUGUCAACUUGUUAGCUGGCCUCGGGCUUAAUAACUAAAUGGAAAGAAGCAGAUAGGGUUUUAUGUUCCAAGUUGCUGAUUUCAGUCAAGGGCUAAUCGUGUUCCGUCUCCAAUUUCUAGGCUAUGAACAAGCGCCAUUCCGGCCGAGAAAUCCGGACGAUAUCUGCUCCCUUUACCUCCUCUACGAACCGCACAGUGUCAUCACGGAAUGCUGUUGCCGGGGCUGCACUCGACGUUAUCUUGACCAAUUUUGUGCCAAGAACUGAGCUCUCACGCCGCCUCCUUGGCAUUCCUUCCCCUACCAGUCAGGAGUCUGCGAAGGAUCAAACGUCACUUCUACAAGCCGGACCCUUACGGGACUCUACAUUCCCUCUUGAAAUGCCUUCGUCUUCCAUCUUCAGUCUAGCCCCAGCCAUCUUCGGUCCCUCUGUCACCUCAGUGAAUCCCCUCCUCGACCUUCCGCAACUCCGACUCAACAAUCAAAAAAAAGCGCACAUAUUUCUCAUGACCGACUUUACUCCUAUUUUGUAUAUUUUCCAGAUUUUUCUCCCCAAGGACAGCAAAGAAUGUAAGUCGGACUUGAGAAGAAAGACAACGGAUAAAAGUGCAUUCUUUGGCUGCCCAUGUUUCAUACAUAAGAGCAAGAAAGGAAAUUUCUGACUUUUAAGGCCUUCUCGGCCAUGUGUACUCGACAAUCCUCGACGAACGGACCUCUUUUUGGUCGAUUCGUUGAUUUGAACCUCCUCAUCAUUCUGAAAUCUCCUUGUUGUCCCCCCCCCCUUUUUUUCUAACUCGAGCGCCCGAUGAGAAACUCUUGAUGAAUAAAGAUGACUUUGAGUUCCUAAUACUCUGUCUGCUGUCUGGGUUGGGGAGAGUGGAAGGGCUUGUACUGGUAGCCACCGUUUGGCGCAAGUACUUAUUUUGAUAUGGAUGUACCUAUAGUUAAUUAAUCUCAAUUGCGUGUCCCCGGAAACACAGAAGGUAGAAUUCAUAUGUUGAACUAAAACAAGGACCUGACUCGAACGGCCUGCUGGUUCCUGUUUAGCCCUCACGUGCCUAGAGAAAGCUUGAAAAUUUUUAUAAAACCGCCAACAAGUGUAGAUUAAACGUGAGGAUAAGAAUCCUACCAGUACUACAGGGACAUCUCAUCCGUGUCCUUACUUUAAUCCUGGCUUUAACCCUCAUAACGCUAACCCUGACGUUCAGCCUAAACACUUAACCUAACCCCCUUGAAUUUAGGAAGAAUGUCACCAGUAAUACAGGGGACCUGUACUCCUCUGCCCAACGCAAAACAAUGGCCGGGAGAUCAAAGCAGUGAGGAAAGCGCGUUUGUGGUACUAACUCGUAAAAAGGGCAGUUAUUUUACACAAGGUUUCAAGAUGUAGUGCAAUUCAAGGUCAGAUGUUUUAAUCGUGCUCAUUGGUCACUGCGCAGAGGCAUCGGACACUCCGUGAAAUAAAGAUCGCUCUAGUAAAACAAACGACACCAAAAGUACCUAGGAAUUAAGCGCGUGGAUACAGCACUAUUUAGUGGGUCUAGACAUGAGUUAUUGAAGUCUGAGCUUAGGUCUCUGGAAUGCAAUCGGAUAAAAUCGAUGAAGUAAGGAGUCCGAUUUAUGACCAAGACAAGUCGAUUACAAAUUCUGGAGUGGAAAAAAUCAAAUUCUCACUUCCAGAAUAAAGAUGGUUCUGCGAAGUAAAACGUGGGUGUAAUGAACCACCAUGAACAUCGGACGCAUUUUCUUUUAAUCAGCCCGUCGCACCUGUUGUUGUACUUCGGCAGUUACAUACAUGGAAGGAUCAUAAAGACAAUAACAGCCGGAGUUCGCCAGACAGUGUUUGUUAUUACAGUAUCUGGCUUUUGAGUUAGGCUGAGUAAAGACACCCAUAGGUAUAUAUGUCGGUGCUUGCCUUCAAUGUAGCCCAGAACACAUCAGUUUCGAUCGCGCUUCUUAACGUGCGUUCGAACGCGCUGCAUCACGCAAACUCAUCGGCGUUUCCAAACGCGUCAAACAAGACUUAGCGUUUGAAGCAGCUGUUAAAUAGUUAUAAUAAUAAUAAUUGUAUUUAAGGGCAGUUUACAGGCAUUACCAAGGAAAUGUAUGUCACGCUACCAGCCAAAAAAAAACGGGAAACAGAACCUUAUGUCGAGCCGCUUUGAGACGGACAUAAAAAAGUAGCGGGACGUUGACAGGAGGAGCCAUUUACUCCCUCUCCAGUGGUCAGGUCAACAAAAUCCACAAUUAAGUCGAAUACUGCCGGUUCCUCAUAAAUGCCGAAGCAGUAAUUUUGCACUUCACGUAUCUGUUUUGCGGUGUCCUUUGUCCACCCUGCUGUGUUACACACGGUGUACAUUGUCGACGAGGACGGUCGAACUGUCAUAGUUAAAAAUAAUAAAAGUAGAAGGAAAUAUACCGCUCAUCUCUCCACAACCGAGCCAGAUUGCAAAUUUGCAGGUCCUAGAACUCAGCGGACAGAUUGCAAACCUGAACUUUAGAAAAAAAUGUGAAAAGUACAUCUUCGCCUUAAUGGCGUGCUCUAUUUGCAAUAUACGCUCAGGAAGCUACAGUGCACGACCGAUCUCAUGAAAUGUUGACCACAAUUUUUAAAUGCGAUUCCGAUUAGGAAGGAUUACUUGUGUUUGUCGGUAAUAACAAACUGCUUAAGUGGGGUUGUUAUACUGAUUAUCAUGCAACAUAACUCUGGAACAUUUUGGACUCGCCAGGAUUUCGACUUCUAAAUUCACUUCUUUUUGGCCUCCUGCAGAGAUCACACUCGGUGAAAAAUAACUACAUAUAAAGCAUGCAUAUUUCCUAUUGAUUUUCGAUAAUCCUAUAAAUUAAAAUAUAUUUUACAGAAAACAUGCAAAAAAUAUGUUUUCUUUUGCUCAAAAUGAUCAUUCAGUUAUGCAAAAUGCUGUAAAUCAGAGAAAGUGUGAGCAGUAUUUGCAGAAUCUGCUUAACAAGAAUUUAAUACUCGUUCUGCAUUAGGGCAGCAGUAUUGGUCUUUCUGUUUAUUUGAGCCACUGUAGUCAAGGGUAUUUUCAAGGGAAUGUUGGGAAAUCGGAUAAUCCUCCGACACUGAUAGGACGCAUUCAGUUUGCUUUGCAGUUGAAGGACAUAGAAGUACAGUGCGUGGUCGAUCUCAUGAAAUGUUGGCCAAAAUUGUGGAACGCGUUUCCGAUUAGGAAGGAUUACUUAAGUAGGGUUGUGAUACUUUUUAUGAUGCAACAUAACUCCAUGACAUUUCGAACUCGCCAGGAUAAUUACUUUAAAAUGUACUUCUUUUUGACUUCCUGCAGAGAACACAUUCGGUAAAAAAUGACUAUUUAUGUAGCAUGCAUCUUUCCUAUUGAUUUUCGAUAGUCUUAUAAGUUCAAAUGUAUUUUACAGAAAAAUGCACAAAAAUAUGCUGGCUUUUGCUCAUUUUGUAGGAAAUCACAUGGUCUUCAUAUUUUCUGCCCGAAGAAAGUGCAUAUUUUAGUUUUAAAAAGUUCCCCAGUUUCCGAUUAAUUUUCAGCAAUUUCAGUCUACAAGGUGCAUGCCUUCCGCGUAAGGAAAAUCAUAUAUUUUUCUAUGCCUUUAAGAAGAUACCACAUAGACUUCAUGAAAUUUUGCAAUGGAUCCGAACUGUGUUGUAAAUUUCAUGGGGAGCAUUAUUAAACAGACAUGUUCGGUCUUGCGUGUAUGGACAUCGCACGGUCUUAAAAAUCUCAUAAAUAAAAACCUUUUUAAAAUCUAAAUAUGCACUUUCUUCGGGCAGAAAAUAUGAAGACAGUGUGAUUUCCUACAAAAUGAGCAAAAGCCAGCAUAUUUUUGUGCAUUUUUCUGUAAAAUACAUUUGAACUUAUAAGACUAUCGAAAAUCAAUAGGAAAGAUGCAUGCUACAUAAAUAGUCAUUUUUUACCGAAUGUGUUCUCUGCAGGAAGUCAAAAAGAAGUACAUUUUAAAGUAAUUAUCCUGGCGAGUUCGAAAUGUCAUGGAGUUAUGUUGCAUCAUAAAAAGUAUCACAACCCUACUUAAGUAAUCCUUCCUAAUCGGAAACGCGUUCCACAAUUUUGGCCAACAUUUCAUGAGAUCGACCACGCACUGUACUUCUAUGUCCUUCAACUGCAAAGCAAACUGAAUGCGUCCUAUCAGUGUCGGAGGAUUAUCCGAUUUCCCAACAUUCCCUUGAAAAUACCCUUGACUACAGUGGCUCAAAUAAACAGAAAGACCAAUACUGCUGCCCUAAUACAGAACGAGUAUUAAAUUCUUGUUAAGCAGGUUCUGCAAAUACUGCUCAUACUUUCCCUGAUUUACAGCAUUUUGCAUAACUGAAUGAUCAUUUUGUUUUUUGUUUUUUUCCUCUCAGAUGACCGUGGGGAUAAUCUGAUGUUGCAGCGCACUAGAAUGGAGCCCCACUGUCUCAUGUCAGCCCUUUGA